Molecule: messenger RNA, 1187 nt
Organism: Cyprinus carpio (common carp)
Lineage: Eukaryota; Metazoa; Chordata; Actinopteri; Cypriniformes; Cyprinidae
Product: 15-hydroxyprostaglandin dehydrogenase
Cellular component (GO): cytoplasm
Molecular function (GO): oxidoreductase activity, acting on the CH-OH group of donors, NAD or NADP as acceptor
Source: RefSeq, a predicted model, not a curated record
GCCCCCUUCUGUCUGUACUCCUACAUAAAGCAAUGCGCGGUGCGCUCGGCGAUGAGUAGCAUGAGUCUCCACGGGAAAGUCGCUCUGGUCACCGGCGGCGCGCAAGGCAUCGGAAGAGCCGUGGUGGAACAUCUCCUGGAGAAUGGGGCGAAGGUUGCACUGGUAGACCUGAACCAAUCUGUUGGAGAGGAAUGUAAAAGUGAUCUAGAUGGCCAGUUUGGAGAGGAUAACUGUAUUUUUAUCCAGUGUGACGUGACAAACGCGGGGAAACUUAAAGAAGCCUUUCAAAACACAGUAAAGAAAUUUGGUCGGUUGGAUAUUGUCAUCAAUAAUGCUGGAAUCAACAAUGAGAAGAAUUGGGAAAAAACCAUUGAAGUAAACUUGACAUCUGUCAUACAGGGGACAUAUUUAGCACUAGAACACAUGAGUAAAGAGCAUGGAAAAGAAGGAGGUGUUAUCAUCAACGUUUCUUCUAUGGCAGCAUUUCUCCAUUCUCCUCACCAGCCAGUAUACACAGCGACAAAGCACGGGGUGAUUGGAUUUUCAAGAGCAAUUGCAGACGCAUCUGAACAGGGCAAUUAUGGAGUGAGGAUCAACACACUGUGCCCAGCCUUCGUGGACACCCAACUCCUGCGCACUGUGGAGCACGAGGAAACAAUGGGCAAGUUUGUCAAGUACAAAGAUGAAUUCAAGCAAAGGAUGGACAAGUAUGGCAUUCUUAAACCAUCUCUGAUUGCAGAAGGAAUGCUGCGAAUCAUAACAGAUGAAAGCCUAAACGGAGCUGUGAUGAAGAUCACCUGUUCUAAAGGCAUUCACUUCCACACCUAUGAGCCUCUUUCAGCUUGAUAGUGAUGCCUUCAUUAAACAUGUCUGUCUUUUUUUUUCCUCCUCUCCUACUAGUAUUUGGGCCUCUUUCUAAACCGGUUUUAUUUUUUUGUAAUGGCCUUGAACAUUAAUUUGUAUGUAACUGCUUUAACUGUGAGUAAUUGGUUUUGAGAGAAAAAAAUAUUGUAUUUAUUAAUAACUCAGUUACUGUUUUAUGUCUAUCUUACCUCAAUAUUAUAAACCAACGAUUCAUACAAUUUUUGUAUAUGUUUUGUAUAAUAUUUUAGAUAUAUGGAUAUCUUUGUGACAAAGAGAGUGUCUUUUAUUAUUUAUACCUUAUGUAUAAAUCAAAGAAUAAACUU